Messenger RNA from Lathyrus oleraceus (garden pea), 3449 nucleotides. Its product is annotated as putative pentatricopeptide repeat-containing protein At2g02150. Lineage: Eukaryota; Viridiplantae; Streptophyta; Magnoliopsida; Fabales; Fabaceae. The record is from RefSeq and is a predicted model, not a curated record. Gene Ontology annotation, molecular function: protein binding. The transcript is spliced from 2 exons. Bases 215 to 2473 code for a protein of 752 amino acids.
AAACGCAGCACUAGUUUUUAAACCUGGGCAUGAUAAUGAACCAAACAGAAACCCUAAACCCUACCAUCAUGCAAAUUUUGAUUUACUCAUUCAUUUUCACCAUUCCAUUUCAUCACAAGAAUCAAACUUUGUAAUGUGCCGCCAAUACCAAUUCCAAUCCCAAUUUUCUCAAUAUGAAGAAUCAAAUUCCGGUUGAAUCUGUUUUGACCCAAUCAUGUUGCAUUUUGCGCGCAACCUCUUCCACAUCACUGGUGUUCGAGUAAGCUCUUUCAAUUCACCAUUUCAUCCAAACCCAUUUCCCAUUUUCUUCAACCUAUCAUCCCCAUCUUCUCAAAAUUCAAUUUUUGGUUCUCCCAUGAUUUUGUUUACCAGCUUCUUUUGUGUUGUUAAAUACCCUUUUACCUCAAAAUCUUCAUUUGAUGACACUGUUUCAGAAUCAGUGUCUAAUUUAUUACAGAAUGAUGGUGCUCACCACGUGUUUGAUUCCGCACUUGCACCCAUUCGGGUGUCUAAGGUUUUGGUGAAUUUGAAAGGGGACCCAAAGUCGGCAUUGAAAUUCUUCCGUAGUGCAGGGAAUCAAGCUGGGUUUCGCCACACCACUGAGUCUUAUAGUAUUCUUGUUCAUAUUUUGUUUUGUGGGAUGUUUUAUUUUGAUGCGAAGAAUGUUAUUAAAGAGUGGAUUUUGUUGAGGAGGGAGAUUCCGGGUUGUGAUUGGUUUGAUAUGUUGUGGUUGACUAGGAAUGUGUGUAGGACAGGGUUUGGGGUAUUUGAUGCUUUGUUUGGUGUUUUGGUUGAGUUGGGGAUGCUUGAAGAAGCUAGGCAAUGUUUUGGGAAGAUGAAUAAGUUUAGAGUUCUGCCAAAAGUCCGGUCCUGUAACGAGCUUCUCCACAAGCUUUCAAAAUCAAGCCAAGGGAAAUUGUCCUUGAGUUUUUUCGAUGAGAUGGUUGGGGCUGGCCUUUCGCCCUCGGUUUUCACGUAUAAUAUAAUGAUAGGCUAUUUGACAAAAGAAGGUGAGUUAGAAACUGCUAGGAUUUUGUUUGAACGGAUGAAACGUACGGGCCUUAAGCCGGAUGUAGUCACUUACAAUUCUCUCAUUGAUGGGUAUGGAAAGGUGGGAUUAUUAACUGAAGCGGUUUUUGUUUACGAGGAAAUGAAGGAUGCAGGAUGUGAACCAGAUGUGAUAACAUACAAUUCUUUAAUCAAUUGUUUUUGUAAAUUUGAAAGACUUCCUCAAGCUUUUCAGUAUCUGCAUGAGAUGAAGGAAAGAGCGUUGAAGCCAAAUGUUGUAACUUACAGUACAAUGAUAGACGCGUUUUGCAAGUCUGGCAUGAUGCUGGAAGCGAUUAAAUUUUUCGUUGACAUGAUACGUGUGGGCCUUCAACCCAAUGAGUUUGCGUAUACGUCUCUAAUUGAUGCGAAUUGUAAAAUAGGUGAUCUAAAUGAAGCAUUUAAACUGGCAAAUGAGAUGUUGCAGGCUGGUCUUAACUUAAAUGUUGUCACCUAUACUGCAUUACUCGACGGUCUUUGUGAGGAUGGUAGAAUAGAAGAGGCAGACAAACUAUUCAGGGCAUUGUCGGAAGCUGGAGUAGCUCUUAAUCUGCAAAUUUAUACUUCCCUUAUUCAUGGAUAUAUCAAGGCUAAGAUGGUAGAGAAAUCUAUGGAUAUUUUAGAGGAAAUGAACAAGAAAAACUUCAAACUAGAUUCUCCACUGUACGGAACCAAAAUAUGGGGCCUUUGUAGCCAAAAUAAAAUACAAGAAUCCGAGGCUGUGAUACGUGAGAUGAAAGAUCGUGGUUUGACGGCAAACAGUUAUAUAUACACAUCACUUAUGGAUGCAUAUCUUAAGGUUGGAAAAAUCACAGAGGUUGUUAAUCUAUUACAAGAGAUGCAGGAAUUAGGCAUCGAGACAACGGUUGUGACCUAUGGUGUGUUAAUUGACGGUUUGUGCAAAAAAGGUUUAGUUCAACUGGCUGUCGGUUACUUUGAACUCAUGACCAAAACUGGUUUGCAGCCUAAUAUUAUGACUUAUACUGCACUGAUCGAUGGCUUUUAUAAAAGCGAUUGUGUUGAAGCAGCUAAUAAGCUGUUCAAUGAAAUGCUGGAUAAGGGAAUCAAGCCAGAUAAGUUAGUUUAUACUGCUUUGAUUGAUGGGAACCUUAAGCAUGGUAAUCCCGAAGAAGCUUUGAGUUUGCGAAAUAGAAUGAUUGAAUCCGGUAUGGAGCUUGAUCUGCAUGCUUAUACUUCAUUGAUUUGGGGUUUGUCGCGUUGCGGUAAAGUACAACAAGCCAAGUCAUUUUUUUAUGAGAUGCUCAGAGAGGACAUCACUCCUGAUCUGAUUCUCUGUAUUUGUCUUCUGAAAAAAUAUUAUGAACUCGGAGACAUAAACGAAGCCCAGGAACUUCAUAAUGAUAUGAUAAGGGGGGGACUAGUUGCCGAGACAAUGGACAUAAGAGUCCCCUCUACACACACUUGAGAAGGAAACCCUGUUUUGCACAAUUGUUUGGUUCACUUACUUUCAUGGCACAAAAUAUUAAAUUCUUUCAUUUUUUGUGUGCCAAAGUCAGUAUCUUAACCGAAAUGAAUUUGACGCAUCAUUAUUAACUGGCAAUUCCUGGUUCUAAUUGAUGCAUUCUCAAGGCAUUUGUUUUCUCCUGGUGUAAAUCCUGCCACUUCAAGAGCGUGUCUUUCAAUAUUCAUGUUUCUCAUGUGAUCAUCAAGACAACUAUAAAAUAACGUGGUUCAAAGAAGUCUUGAUUUCCUUUAAUCAGCAGUGUUCAAUUUGGGUGAUAUUGCUAAUCACAAUGCUCAUAAUUAUUGCGCAUUUACUUCAAUACAUGUGUUACAUAAUUCCUCAAGCUUGGUGCUUCCCAACCAAUGACUGAUUUGAACUCAACAAAUCCAUGUUAUGGUAGAUGCAGAGGGGUUCAGCCUUAGGACAAACAUGAGGUGAUUCCAUCAUUUGAUGGAAAGGAAGCUAUUUGUGGAUACUCAACACAUAUCAGUAUUUUGGGGGCAUUGGUGGCUCGGCCACUUUUUUGGAAAGCGGGCAACCUAAAUGUGAACUCUUCGAUGCAAUCUUAGUAGUUGAGGUGUAGUUUCAAAACAAUUUGUAUUACAUGACGACGAGGGUUGCUUGUCAAGUUUUGAUAUAUUAGACUGUGGGAGUCCACUGGAAUUUUCUCAUCAAUGAUAAAGCAGUUCACUUUGAGGACAAGGCAAAACUAUUUUGGAGAUGGAGAGCACUGUGCGGGUUGUCAGUUGAGGGAGAGAUUAGUUAGUUAGUUAGUUAGGGUUAGUUAGAGCUGGAUUAUGUUGUAUAUAAAUUUUCCUUACAGAUCAUUGUGCUUCUUUCUAUACAUUUUACAAUGUAAUAAUCAGUACCAUGUAAAAUUUUCCAGUUGGUUCAUAAAUAUUCAAAGCAAUUGCUUUUUGGCAAUUGUUAGCAUUCA